AUGAAGUUAUGUGUAAUUUACACAUAUAUAAUAAUAUUUUUAAUUUUUAGAUUUGUUAACUGUUUUGAUAAAUAUCCCUUUAAAUCGUCUGAAGUUACUGAUGGUGAUGAUGACGGUGAUGAUAAUAAUUUUGACACAAUAAUUAGGGGAAUUGAAAGUCUACUCGAAGAAGAAGAUGAUGAAAAUAUUGAUGAACAUGGAUUUCAAUCUAUAGUAACACAGCUAGAAGAUUUAGUUGCUGAUGAUACUUUCCAACCGACAGAGCAACCUACUCAAAUUAAUUUACCUCCUCAGCCAACUCCUGAAUUUCAACCUAUACAACUACCUGAAUAUUCUAAUGUAAUACCUCAGACUGUACAGGAAACCUCAAAACAUAGUUAUAAACAUAAUAGACCAACUAAACCCGAACACAGUCAGCCAUCUCAACCUAGUGAAUCUACCGAAUCACAAACUCAACCUCAAACUUCUGAUCAGCCAAUCGAACCAAGUGGCACAGAUCAGCAGUUACAACCUGAACAUAUUCAAGUUGAACUGGGAUCUGAUGAGGAGGAGUAUGAUGAUGAGGAACCUGAAGAAGGAGCAGUUGGAGGAGCUGGAGGUGGAGAUGAGGACGAAGAGGAGAAGAAGAAAAAGAAAGAAAAGGGAAAACCAUCUGUACCAGUAAAAAAAUGUGAAACAAUAACAUUUUAUAAAAAAAAUAGUAAUGGUGAGAAAGUAGAAAUGUCUUCAACAGAAUAUGAAAAAGUAUGGGAAGAUAAAGAUAAAGCCAAGUAUAAAUUUAAAUCUGAACUUGAAGUAGUAAUAUGUGACAAUGAAACUGUUUAUGAUCGUCUCCCCGAAAAGCCUCAUUAUACUUCAUUAACACAUUAUAAAAGUGAUAAUAAAUUAGUCUUUUUAUCAGGAAUAGGAUAUCUUAUAGCUGAAUACGCUUUCGGUAGAUGGAAAAGAAGAACAGAUAAUGUUGUUGAGAAGCUCAAACUUUACACUAAAGGUAAAAACGGGGAAGAAAUUUUGUUAACUAAAAAACAUUAUGAAUUUAAAACUAAUGAUAGACCAAUGUUUAAAUAUCGAUUGAAACCACGUGCAAUGUGUUUUAGAAUUGAAUAUGGAGGUCACACUGUUUGGGAGAAAAAAGGUGAAAAACAACAUCCCAUAGGACUGAAUAUUACAUCAGGAAAAAACAUCAUAAUAUAUUUCAAAACAUUUUACAGAAUUUAUGGAACGUCUGGUGGAGAAUACAGACAAAUACAUGGUCAAAAAAUUAAAAAGUAUUAA
This is a messenger RNA of Theileria parva strain Muguga, 1275 nucleotides long. RefSeq names its product SVSP family protein. The record is from RefSeq and is a predicted model, not a curated record. The transcript has a single exon. NCBI's taxonomy places the organism in Eukaryota, Apicomplexa, Aconoidasida, Piroplasmida, Theileriidae. The coding region runs from base 1 to 1275 and encodes 424 amino acids.